AUGCUGGAGCAGGGCGACGAGGCCGGCUUCAAGAAGCUUGUGGAUUCGAUCGACAUAACGCCAGACAUCGCGUAUAGGCUCAUCGCUGAGCUCAAGAAAAAGAAUAUCGAGUUUAUAGUGGCACCCUACGAGGCAGACGCACAGCUGGCCUACCUCAAUCGCAGCGGCAUUGCAGAUUUCAUCAUCACUGAGGAUAGCGACCUCAUGGCCUUUGGCGCAAAGAGGAUGCUGUACAAGCUGGACUUUUCGACGAUGACUGGGAGCGAAUUGGAAGUGGACUCCAUCCCGCAGCAGAGGGAUGUAAACUUUAACUGGUUUACUCACUGCAUGUUCCUCACCACCUGCAUCCUCAGCGGUUGCGACUACCUCAACCAAAUCGCAGGCAUCGGCCUCAAGACAGCCCAGAAAUCGAUUGGCAGGGUGACUACUUUUCGGGGCUUCCUGGGGGAGAUUUCCAACAAAUCGCUGAUUCCCGCCGACUACGAGAUCAGCUUCAUGAAGGCGUUCCUGACCUUCCGGUUCCAGCGGGUCUACUGUCCGAAGCGCAAGGCCUGCGUGUAG
Nymphaea colorata (pocket water lily) is the source of this 561-nucleotide messenger RNA. Its product is annotated as exonuclease 1. The coding region runs from base 1 to 561 and encodes 186 amino acids. Gene Ontology annotation, molecular function: 5'-flap endonuclease activity. The record is from RefSeq and is a predicted model, not a curated record. NCBI's taxonomy places the organism in Eukaryota, Viridiplantae, Streptophyta, Magnoliopsida, Nymphaeales, Nymphaeaceae. The transcript has a single exon.